This is a messenger RNA of Sesamum indicum (sesame), 2343 nucleotides long. The record is from RefSeq and is a predicted model, not a curated record. NCBI's taxonomy places the organism in Eukaryota, Viridiplantae, Streptophyta, Magnoliopsida, Lamiales, Pedaliaceae.
GAAUUAUUGACUGUACCUCUCUUCCUCACCUGUUUCAAGAAUCAAGAAGAGAUAGUGAAUAUAGACAACCAAGAAAACAGCACAUAAAGUGUAAAAGCUCACAAACAAUUGGAGAAAGCCCAGAUCUCAUACUCUCUCUCUCUCUCUCUCUCUCCAAGACUCUCCCAAGAGAUUGGAUUUAAUUUAUACUUACAGGAUACCUUCUCUGUAAUCUCUUCAAUUAAUAUAAACAACUAUCCUUUGUGUUUAUCAUGCAUGUGCAUGUCUGAACAAUCACAGGUACAUGGUUUGGAUUGCAUGAGACACAAGAAUUUCAUUUCCAUCUUGGAAGAAAGAUUCACUCUUUGCCGAUUCGCUGUAAUCAGCCUGUUUCCGCAUAUUGUUCUAUUGAAGAGCUUCUGAGUUUUGGUUAUCUGCUGAAAUUCUUGAGUCGCUGUAACUUUGGUGGAGGUUUGUACCCGGAAAUGAGGGCAGUUAUUCGGGCCGUAAAGAAAUUUAGGCCUGCUUUUCGAGGGAACUCCAUUUUUGGUGAAGCUGCAAGGAAACAAGAUAUUUGGUUCGAUAUGAAUAUCCGUUCUUUAUACAGCUUAUCAAGAAAUGUAGGCGCUUAUCGAUGUAGACAUCCAUCUUACAUGAUCUCCAGAGUUAUUUCAGCUGAUGCCACUAAAGUAACUAAUGAAGAAGUAAGCAGAGAUGGACCACUCGUGGAGUAUGAGAGGAGGAUAGCUGCUGGUGAACUUUUGGAUGGAGACGCUUGCCAACAAGGAACCUUAGGAGAGCUUCAGAGCCUGUAUGAUGAGCUUGUUGCAAACGCAGAAGCUUGCCGGUUGGAUAGAUAUGCAACUUCGGAGAAAGCAGGGAGGAGUAGGUGGUUGUGGUCGCGUUUCAUACCCCAAACUUCGUAUGCACCCGUUAAAGGACUUUAUCUUUAUGGAGGAGUUGGCACCGGCAAGACUAUGUUGAUGGACUUGUUCUAUGAUCAGUUGCCUUGCAACUGGAGGAAGAAGAGGAUCCAUUUCCACGAUUUCAUGCUAAAUGUUCAUUGCCGUUUGCAAAAGCACAAGGGCGUGGCAGAUCCUUUAGAAGUUGUUGCCGGAGAGCUAUCAGAUGAUUCUAUCUUGUUAUGCCUCGAUGAAUUCAUGGUAACGGAUGUGGCCGAUGCCUUAAUUCUAAAUCGCCUAUUCAGACAUCUAUUUAGCAAUGGUGCUAUUCUCGUUGCUACUUCAAAUCGAGCACCGGAUAAUCUUUAUGAAGGAGGACUACAGAGGGACCUGUUUCUUCCUUUUAUCGCCACUUUAAAGGAAAGAUGUGUAGUUCACGAAAUCGGUUCAUCUUUGGACUACCGGAAAAUGACAAUGGCAGAGCAAGGUUUCUAUUUUGUCGGCAGACAUUUGUCCAGCCUUCUCAACCAAAAAUUUCAACAAUUAAUUGGAGAACAUGUAGCUACUCCACAAGAGGUUGAAGUCAUUAUGGGCCGAAAACUGCAGGUUCCACUGGGCGCCAAUGGAUGUGCAUAUUUUCCUUUCGAGGAACUGUGUGACAGGCCUCUUGGAGCUGCAGACUAUUUUGGUUUAUGCAAGAAUUUUCAUACGCUGGCUUUGGAAGGUGUGCCGAUUUUCGGGCUCUCCAAUAAGACAGCUGCAUAUCGGUUCGUCACUUUGGUUGAUGUUAUGUAUGAGAAUCGGGCUAGAUUAUUGUGCACUGCUGAGGGGAUGCCGGUCGAACUUUUCGACCGAAUAGUGACAAUAGCUGAAGCUAAGCAAAUGGCACGCAGAACUUCUUCAAGAUCAACAAAGUCUGAUGUUUCCGACGUUUGCGUGGACAAUGAAUUGGGGUUCGCCAAAGAUCGCACCAUCAGUAGGUUGACAGAGAUGAACAGCAGACAGUACUUAGAGCAACAUGCUGAAAUGUUGGCAGACAAGCAAGCAGCUGUUGCAUGAAAAUUUGUUGUAAGAGAAUACCUACAGUCUUCGGUCUCAGGAACUAUACACAGUUCUACAAUUACAUACUUAGAGCAGCACCAGAAUCUUGGCAUAGAGGAGAACCACAGCAAAGUGAUGAACAUUUGCAAAUAACAGUGUCCAACGGUACGUCGUCGUUCCAUUUUUCGUUUUUCUUGAUAAGAAAUGUAGAUCAAGAUGGAAUCAUCGCAGCAUACGCAAGAAUCGAUGAAUCUACUCUCGAAAAAUCAUCCAUAACAAUGCCGGGAUCGGCGAAUACAAGUUUACAUGUGACUGACAGUAUUGAAAAAGACUCUUUGAAGAGAUUACAACAGUUGUAUAGGAAGUCUCAGGUAUUCUGUCAUUUCUCAAUUGCUAAUUAUAUAAAAAGAAGCUCACUGCC